AUGUUCUCAUUCUCAGCUCCUUCAAUCGGCGUGCUCGAUAGUGCACUAGUGGUGUUAGCCGUAUGGGUAUCUCUCUACCUCUGGGGACAACGCAGGGACCCCACGCAGCUCAAUGGCCCGCCCCGCUCCAGUCUCUUCCUCGGUGUAGGGCAGCAGAUCCUAGAUUCGCCAGACGCCGGAUCGCUAUACGAGAAGUGGGAGCGAGAGUACGGUCCUGUGUACUCAGCGCCGAGCACGCUGUGGAAAGAGCGGAUCGUGUUGUGUGACCCCAAGGCCAUCGCGCACAUGUGGGCGAGAGACUCUAUUGUGUACGAUCAUCCGGCGGUGUCGAAGGCGCAGUUGAACCUCUUGGUUGGGAAAGGCGUAAUCUGGGCUGGGGGAGAAAGUCAUAAGAGACAGCGUAAGGCGCUAAAUCCGGCGUUCAAUUUCUCAUCGCUUCGCAAGCUGGCACCAGUCCUUUUUGACACAGCGGUUCGACUUCGGGAAACCUGGGGAUCUAUCUUGGAUGAGACAGGUGACGAGGGUGUCGUGAUCGAUAUGCAGAGAUGGAUGAACCGCCUUUCGCUCGACGCAAUUGGUCUCGCUGGCUUCUCACACGACUUCGGUGCGCUGAGCGGCAAAACAUCCGCCGUCUCCGAAGCACUCGAUGCCUUCGCGGAUCCGCCUCCGCCAGCUUACGAGUUCAUCGGUCUUCUCGGGCUUGUCUUCCCGUGGCUCAUGAACCUUCCCAUCCCCAAGACUCAGAUGAUACUCAAAGUAAACAAUGCGAUGGAGGACAUUGCGAGAGACCUGUUGGAAACGACGAAGAACGCGGGUGGGGAAGGGAGCUCGGUGAUGCAACUUCUGAUCAAGGCGGAGGACACGGGCGCGGAGGUCCGCCUAUUGCACGAAGAAGUUCUGGACGAGAUGAAGGCCUUGCUGUUGGCUGGCUAUGAGACGACGGCCAUUACACUUACGUGGACUCUGAUCGAACUUUGCAAGCACAGAGAUGUGCAGACCAAGCUGCGCACGGAACUCUCGCAGCUACCGUUUGAGGAAAUCGACUACGGCCAGCUCACGUCUCUACCCUACCUCGAUGCUGUCGUGCAUGAGAUUCUCCGACUGUACCCCGCUGUCCCCGAGCUCACUCGUAUUGCGAACGAGGACGACAUCGUCCCCUUGAGUACACCUAUUGUAAAUGCAGGCGGCAGAACAAUCGAUCACCUAACCAUCGCAAAGGGUACACUCGUCGCUACAUCGAUGCAAUAUGUCAACAGGUGCGAAAAGUUCUGGGGCCCCGAUGCGGCCUCAUUCCGCCCCGAGCGCUGGCUUGCUGCCGAAGCUCCAGGUGCAGGCGGUGUCCAGGGACACAAACACCUGUUCACGUUCGUGGAGGGACCGAGGAUGUGUCUGGGGAGAAAUUUUGCUCUUACUCAGGUGAAGAUGGCGUUAUUGGUGAUGAUCAGGAACUUUGAGUUCGAGUUUGAGUAUGGGGAAAAGACAGAGGUUGGAAUUGUUCAGGGGCUACUACCCCGGCCGAGAAUCGUAAG
Molecule: messenger RNA, 1529 nt
Organism: Coniophora puteana RWD-64-598 SS2
Lineage: Eukaryota; Fungi; Basidiomycota; Agaricomycetes; Boletales; Coniophoraceae
Product: cytochrome P450
Exons: 11
Molecular function (GO): monooxygenase activity; heme binding; iron ion binding
Source: RefSeq, a predicted model, not a curated record